Messenger RNA from Arabidopsis arenosa, 1378 nucleotides. Lineage: Eukaryota; Viridiplantae; Streptophyta; Magnoliopsida; Brassicales; Brassicaceae. The record is from the annotation of a GenBank genome assembly.
CUAAACCUCAAAAGAAAAAAAAAAAAGAAGAAGAAGAAGAGGAGCUAAAAACGACGUCGUAGAAGGAGAUUCUUGCCAUGGCCACACAUAGUCUCUCCUUCUUCUUCAGAGUUCUUCUCCUCCUCUUCCUUACUCUCUCAGAGAGAACUAAAGGGCAAGGUGUGGGAAUCAACUACGGCCAAAUUGCUAACAACCUCCCAUCUCCGGCGAGAGUUGCCGUACUUCUCCGAUCACUAAACAUCACAAGAGUAAAACUCUACGACGCAGAUCCAAACGUUCUCUUCUCCUUCUCAAACUCACAAGUCGAUUUCAUGAUCGGUUUAGGCAACGAGUAUCUUCAAAACAUGUCAACAGAUCCAACCAAAGCUCAAGAUUGGUUACAACAAAGACUUGAACCACAUAUCUCAAAAACUCGAAUAACUUCAAUCGUUGUCGGAAACGAAAUCUUCAAGACCAAUGAUCAUGUCCUCAUCGAAAACCUUUUACCGGCUAUGAAAUCGGUUUACGCUGCUUUAACCAAUCUUGGUUUAGAGAAACAAGUAACGGUUACUUCAGCUCAUUCUUUAGACAUUCUUUCAACUUCUUAUCCUCCUUCUUCAGGAUCAUUCAAAGAAGAGUUUAUUCAAUAUCUUCAACCACUUCUUGAUUUUCAUUCUCAAAUCAAAUCACCUUUCUUGAUUAAUGCUUACCCUUUCUUUGCUUAUAAAGAUAGUCCUAAAGAAGUUCCAUUAGAGUAUGUUUUGUUUCAACCUAAUCAAGGUAUGGUUGAUCCAAAUACUAAUCUUCAUUAUGAUAACAUGUUGUUUGCUCAAGUUGAUGCACUUUACUCUGCCAUUAAAACUUUGGGACAUACCGAUAUCGAGGUUCGGAUAUCGGAAACCGGUUGGCCUUCUAAAGGAGAUGAGAAUGAGAUCGGAGCUUCGCCGGAGAACGCGGCGUUGUAUAAUGGGAACUUGUUGAAGUUGAUUCAGCAGAGGAAAGGAACUCCGGCGAAGCAAUCUGUUCCUAUUGAUGUUUAUGUGUUUGCUCUGUUUAAUGAGAAUCUUAAACCGGGUCCGGUUUCUGAGAGGAAUUAUGGACUUUUUUACCCGGAUGGUAAACCGGUUUACAAUGUCGGUAUGCAGGGUUAUUUACCUGAUAUUAUCUACACUUCAAGGGCAACUACAAUCAAGAUUUUGAAUUUGUGGAGAGCCGUGAUGAGUUUGGUUGUGGCUUGGUUUAUACUCGAUAUGGGCGUCAAGAUGAGGAUGAGAUAAGCUUCGCUUGUGUCUUUGUCCUGUCCUUAUAGGUUUUUUUGUUUUAAUAUGUUAGUUGAUUAUAGGUGAGGUAUACAAUUCUUUGUCAUGUAUUGGAUUCACAAUAAUUAAAAAAAUUAAUU